Penicillium malachiteum is the source of this 2523-nucleotide messenger RNA. Its product is annotated as WD40 repeat domain-containing protein. Gene Ontology annotation, biological process: mitotic cell cycle; DNA repair; DNA-templated DNA replication. Gene Ontology annotation, molecular function: chromatin binding; protein binding. Gene Ontology annotation, cellular component: nuclear replication fork. The record is from RefSeq and is a predicted model, not a curated record. Lineage: Eukaryota; Fungi; Ascomycota; Eurotiomycetes; Eurotiales; Aspergillaceae. Bases 1 to 2523 code for a protein of 840 amino acids. The transcript is spliced from 8 exons.
AUGAGCUACGAUCCAAUGCGCCCUCGGGGCCGGCCAGCUCACACCCCGGGGACCACGGUCCUGGCUUACACGCCCGAUGGAAAACGAGUCAUCACCGCUGGAUCGAACUCGGCGAUUCGAAUCUACACAGUCGGCCAGGAUGGUGAACCGAAGACUGUGGAUGAGGGUCUCCUGGAUGGACAUAUUGGAAUUGGAGCCACGAACGAUCUGUUCAUUGUAGGCACUGAGGACGGUCAAGUUUGGCCUUAUGAUAUCUCGUCAGGCAAGAUGGGAAAUCAGCUCGUGCGCUGUGCAUUGCCCUUGAGAGAUAUUGCAGUGUCACAGGAUGGUGAAUGGGUCGCUGUAGCAAGCGACGAACUCACAGUCAAACUUGUCAAAAUCGACGACCAGAUUCAGGUCAAAUACCUCCGUGAGCAAACUACAGGCUCGAAACACGUCACAUUCGAUCCCACCCGUCGCUACGUAGCCGUAUCCGCCAUUGAUGGUAUCCUCUACGUAUACUCGCUCUCCGACGAGGAGCCCAGACUAGUAUGCAAACUGGAUGGAGUUAUUCGCAAGCUGGACCCCAGCUCCGAGGCAACCUCUCGAGCCGUAUGGCAUCCCGAUGGCACUGCAUUCGCAGUCGCUGAGGCUACCCGAGAUAUCUCGAUCUACUCGAUUUCCGAGUGGAAGAAGGAGAAGAAAUUCGCUGGUGGACAUACGGGUGAUAUCACAGCUCUGAGCUGGGCACCCAAUGGUACACUUUUAGUAUCAGCUGGUGCGGAUGGCCAGAUCGUGCUCUGGGAAACACGCACACAGAAGAUCCUCCAGCAAUUUGAUUUUGGAAACGUUAUCAACAUUGCCUGGCACCCGACAAAGAACUCUCUGUCUUUCACUACUUCCGAUGGAGAGCUCUUCAUCUACGAUAACUUCGUUCCGAAGGAUCAUGAGGCUCAACUGCAGAAACCUCUUCAGGCGGCUCCGAUCUACCCGGGUCCAUUGAGUGAAAUCCCAAACAAUGCGCAGCGAACACUGGCCGAUCGAUCCAGAGAGGCGCCUAAGCGGACAGUCCGCGCGGGGUCCAUGGAUUCGCUGGAUGAUAUCCUCGGCGAUGAUGAGGAUAUGGCGGAUAACUUUGUGGAUGAUGACGAUGGAGCUGGUUAUGUCGAGGACUUGAACCGAUAUGGCAAGCGACCAAAUGGACAUCUGGACGAUUUGGAUGGCCCUGAUUCGAAACGGUUUUACUCGGGUGUUGUGCAACCCAAGGCUCACCCGCCUAUUCAGCCUGGUAGUACGCCAUGGGCGGGAAGCAGACGUUAUCUAUGCUUGAAUAUGACUGGCGCCGUCUGGACUGUGGAUCAAGAAACACAUCACACUGUGACAGUGGAGUUUUAUGACCGCGAGCUUCACCGAGACUUCCAUUUUACAGAUCCAUACCAAUAUGAUAAAGCGUGUCUUAAUGAUAACGGCACACUGUUCUCAAACAGUCCUUCAGAUGGACCAGCCACAAUCUUCUAUCGGCCACACGAGACUUGGACGGCCAGAGCUGACUGGCGGACUCAAUUACCCGAAGGAGAGGGUGUUCGAGCUUUGGCAUUAAGCGAAUCAUUCAUCGUUGUCGUAACGACAAAAGACUAUGUUCGAGUGUACACCCUCUUUGGCACACCUUACCGAGUGUAUCGACAGAAGAGUCAAGCCGUGACAUGCGCCGCCUGGCGAGACUACAUUAUGACUAUUGGCAACGGCCCAGUAGGCCCUGACGGGCGAAACACAACACUGCGAUACACGGUCGAGAACGUCAAGCGCGAUGAAAUCUGCCAGAACGAAGACGUGGUAGCACUUCCAUCCGACACUAAUCUUCAAAGUGUAUUCUUUUCCGAUUCUGGGGACCCUUGUAUCUACGACUCAACUGGUGUAUUGUUAGUUCUCCAACACUGGCGCACACCGGGUCAAGCGCGAUGGGUUCCCCUCUUAGAUACAAAGCAACUUGCCCGAUUAGCCGGUGGUCGCAAGGAAGAGACAUACUGGCCCGUGGCAGUUGCGCAGGGCAAGUUCCACUGUAUUAUUCUGAAGGGUGGGGAUAAGAACCCAUACUUCCCACGACCACUUCUCAGCGAGUUUGACUUCCAAGUCCCUAUCUCCGCACACGGAAUCAAAGACUCGACCGAGUCAGAAGAAUCCGAGCAAAAUGAAGGAUCCAAGUUUGAGGAGACCUUUGUCCGGGGUAACCUCCUUCUAUCACUAUUCCGGGAUCUACUGGCUUCAACCAAUGCUACUGCUAGUCAGCGAUCUGAGCUGGCGAGGAAGGAGUUGGAACUGGAUAAGACUUUGCUGCAGAUGCUGGCCAUUGAAUGCAGAGAGGGCGAGGAGCGUGGUAUGAAGGCGCUAGAGUUGGUUAAUAUGAUGACUGAUCGCAAUGGGAAGAUGUUGGAGGCUGCGGCUCGGGUGGCUCAACGAUAUGAGCGUGGUGUGUUGGAGGAUAAGAUCCGUGAUCUGGCUGAGCGACGGGUGAUGGGUAUGGAUGAUGAUGAUGAAUUAGCUUGA